UGAAAUAAUACAGUUCAAGAUAAUAAUAUAGUAAUUAUUAUUAUUAUUAUACUUCAGAAAUAAAUUAUAAUAAUAAUAAUAAAUAAUAGGUAAUUGUUAUUUAUUAUUAAUUAAUAUUUUAUUGUAAUUCGUUAUUAAUAUUCUAUACCGGCGUGUGAGUUGUGGCUGGUUAAAAGUGUCCAUUGGACAAUUCUAAAGUUUACGACAGAAACGGUCUUCUUGAACCAGUUAGGGCGUUGUAGUGUGUUGUCAGUCUAAUGAAGUGAUUGAUUGUGAGCACUAAGUAAGUAUACGGAACACGACAAUGUCUGCGUCGGCUAUUUACAUAUUGGACGUUAAGGGCAAGGUGUUGAUAUCCCGAAAUUACCGUGGUGAUAUCGCGCCCAAUGUCAUCGAGAAGUUCAUGCCGCUGCUGAUGGAAAAAGAAGAGGAAGGAUCAUUGACUCCUCUAUUGCAGACUGAGGAGUGUACAUUCACUUAUAUAAAAUGCAACAACCUGUAUGUCGUGUCCACAACUAAGAAGAAUGCUAACAUCAUGUUGGUUUUUGUGUUCCUACACAAGAUUGUACGAGUCAUGAAUGAAUAUUUCAAAGAAAUUGAAGAGGAGAGUAUACGUGACAACUUUGUAGUUAUAUAUGAACUUUUGGAUGAAUUGCUCGACUUUGGGUAUCCACAGACCACCGACAGUAAAAUCCUACAAGAGUAUAUCACACAAGAUGGCCACAAAUUAGAAAUACAACCUAGGAUCCCUAUGGCGGUGACUAAUGCUGUGUCUUGGCGCUCAGAAGGACUCAAGUAUAGAAAAAAUGAAGUAUUCUUAGAUGUUAUAGAAUCAGUUAAUUUGUUAGCUAGUGCAAAUGGAAAUGUACUAAGGAGUGAAAUAGUGGGUUCAAUCAAAAUGAGAGUGUACUUGUCUGGAAUGCCAGAACUACGUUUAGGACUUAAUGACAAGGUGUUAUUUGAAAGCACUGGACGUGGAAAAUCAAAAUCUGUAGAACUUGAAGAUGUUAAAUUCCAUCAAUGUGUUCGUCUAUCACGAUUUGAAAAUGAUAGAACUAUAUCGUUUAUUCCUCCAGAUGGUGAAUUUGAUUUGAUGACCUACAGGUUAAGUACACACAUCAAGCCUUUGAUUUGGAUUGAAAGUGUCAUCGAAAGACAUGCUCAUAGUCGUGUUGAAUACAUAGUUAAAGCAAAAUCACAAUUCAAGCGUCGAUCUACUGCCAAUAAUGUAGAAGUAGUUAUCCAAGUCCCCAUGGAUGCUGAUUCUCCUAAAUUUAAAACUACUGUUGGUUCAGUUAAGUAUAUGCCAGAGCAAAAUUCAUUAGUAUGGUCGAUUAAGUCUUUCCCUGGUGGCAAAGAAUACUUAAUGAGAGCACAUUUUGGUCUACCAAGUGUUGAAAACGAGGAAACAGAAGGCCGGCCUCCUAUACAGGUGAGGUUUGAAAUACCAUAUUUCACAACAUCAGGCAUUCAAGUUAGGUACUUGAAAAUAAUUGAGAAGAGUGGUUAUCAAGCAUUACCUUGGGUACGAUAUAUCACCCAAAAUGGAGACUACCAGUUAAGAACCAAUUAAAACACUGAGGUUGUAUUAUUAUUAUAGUUGAGUAUAUGAUAUUUAUUCCAUUAUUAUCUAUUACUUCAAAAAUGAGGUAGCAAAUAACAUUACUUUUAAUUACAUAAACUUUCCUUUUUUUUUUUUUUUAAUUUGUUGAUCCGUCCUGUGCAUUGUAUUUUUAAUUUAACCCGUCAUUACAUUAAUAUUGUCAAACAAAAAAAUGACUGGUAUAGAUGUUAACUGUUUGUUGAUUUUAUUGUAAAAACAAUAUCCUAUAUUUUAAUAAAUUGUAUAUAAUAUUUCAUAAAACAAAUUCUUAACAACAUGUUUAGUUAUUAUUGGUUUUAUAUAAGUCAUUAUAUUAUGUACCUAUGUACCAAUAUUUUAUUAAAUUUUUAUCAUUAUUAAUUAUUAUUAUUAAUAUUAUUAGUUAUUGUUAAUAACAUUUAUUAUACAUCUGAAUAAAAUAUCAAAUGAGUAUAACCUAA
Molecule: messenger RNA, 2043 nt
Organism: Aphis gossypii (cotton aphid)
Lineage: Eukaryota; Metazoa; Arthropoda; Insecta; Hemiptera; Aphididae
Gene: AP-1mu
Product: AP-1 complex subunit mu-1
Exons: 2
Coding region: 305-1573 (422 amino acids)
Biological process (GO): intracellular protein transport; vesicle-mediated transport
Cellular component (GO): clathrin adaptor complex; clathrin-coated vesicle
Molecular function (GO): clathrin-cargo adaptor activity
Source: RefSeq, a predicted model, not a curated record